AUGGAUUCCAAGUCAGCUGCUAUGCUGCUGCUACUGCUGCUGCUGCUGAACUGGAGCCACACUGAAGAGGCAGGGAGCUGGGGUGAAGACCAAGUCUUUGCAGAAGAAGAUAAGGGACGCCACCCACCACAGUAUGCCCACACUCCAGGCAGGAUCCAGACUCCUGGGUCCCUCUUGCGUGUUCUGCUCCAGGCCAUGGAGACACCUAGAAGGAGCCCAGCAUUCCUGUUUCAGCCCCAGAGGUUUGGCAGAAGUACAUGGGGGUCCUGGAGCAAGGAGCAGCUAAGUCCGCAGGCCAGACAGUUCUGGAGCCUGGCUGCUCCUCAGCGCUUCGGGAAGAAGUAGCAUCGUCUGCUGUGAUGUCUGCAUGCAAAACCACUUCCCCACGUUCCCUGUGUGCCCCCAAAUAAAAAUGGUCCAGCUUCUGAAUUCCUGUGUUUGGACAAGACUUUCAGGGAAUGGGUGGGAGCCCAAGGGCAACAGCUGUAGCCCCCUUCACCUCCACUCAAUCAGUCUCCAGCCAUGCUGCUGUAAGG
Molecule: messenger RNA, 536 nt
Organism: Mus pahari (shrew mouse)
Lineage: Eukaryota; Metazoa; Chordata; Mammalia; Rodentia; Muridae
Gene: Npff
Product: neuropeptide FF-amide peptide precursor
Exons: 3
Coding region: 1-345 (114 amino acids)
Biological process (GO): excitatory postsynaptic potential
Cellular component (GO): dendrite; axon terminus; perikaryon
Molecular function (GO): G protein-coupled receptor binding; neuropeptide hormone activity
Source: RefSeq, a predicted model, not a curated record